Anopheles coluzzii is the source of this 3374-nucleotide messenger RNA. RefSeq names its product origin recognition complex subunit 3 (gene Orc3). Gene Ontology annotation, biological process: DNA replication; DNA replication initiation. Lineage: Eukaryota; Metazoa; Arthropoda; Insecta; Diptera; Culicidae. The record is from RefSeq and is a predicted model, not a curated record. Gene Ontology annotation, molecular function: DNA replication origin binding. Gene Ontology annotation, cellular component: nuclear origin of replication recognition complex; DNA replication preinitiation complex; nuclear pre-replicative complex. The transcript is spliced from 4 exons. The coding region runs from base 114 to 2207 and encodes 697 amino acids.
UUGCCGCAAAAGUCGGAGCACGUCCGCAGAGUACGAGCAGCUCACGGCGCGCCAUUUCCAAACGUCAAUCGGUCUUGUUUACAGCUGAAAUAAAGCGGCAAUUUAUAUCAACGAUGGAUGCAACGAAUUCAGUUUCGAAGGGGGUAUUUGUGUUUAAAAAUGGAGCAACGCGUGUCAAAGGACGUAAAAAGACCCAACGUUGUAACAGCCUCCUAGACACGAGCACAACAAAGCAGCAUUGGUUUCGUAUGUACAAAACGAACUGGGAACGUUUGCGACAAAUGAUACUGAAGAUGCAAACAAGCAGCUAUGGGAAAAUUAUCGAUGACUUGUUGAAAUUCAUUGAAAGCUGCCAACAAACGGACACGUACGAGGGAUUUCUUCCUACUGCGGCAUUGCUUACUGGUAUCAAUCAAACCGACCAUCUCUCCCAGUUCGAGAAGCUGGCCGAAGAUAUCCGCAACAACACACUCUCGAUUGUUGUGCUGCUGCCGUCCCGUGAUGGAUCCAGUCUUAAGCAGGCCGUGGAAACGAUUGUUGCUAAAUGCAUACACGGCCAACAAACAGAUACUGCAGAGGAGAAGCCGCUUCGUAAAAAUCAGCUCAAUCUGGACGUACUGCAUGCAUGGUACACUGAAACGCAUAUAAACUGUCGCGUUAAGCCAAAACUCACCAUUAUUAUCCCAGACUUUGAACUGUUCAAUCCGCUGGUUCUGCAAGAUCUGAUACUUAUACUGGAUUCUUACGCAACAACGCUGCCGUUCGUGCUUGUAUUUGGUGUGGCAACUGCUAUUUCGACUAUUCACAAUGUACUGCCAUAUCAUGUCACUAGCAAAAUCAAGCUAUCCAUUUUUCAAUCGGAACCAUCGGCGACCAAUCUCAACAAAAUCCUGGACGAAGUUCUGCUAACACCUUUCUGCCCUUUUCAUCUGUCCGGGAAAGUGUUUAAACUGCUUUUGGACAUUUUCCUGUUUUACGAUUUUUCCGUCAACGGUUUUAUUCAGGGGUUCAAGUUCGCCUUCCUGGAUCACUACUUUCAACAACCAAUUAAUGCGCUCAGUGCCAUCAUCGACGACGCAGACGAUUUACAAGCAAUCAUCAACGAACUGACAUCGGCCGAGCUGGAACAGAUACGGCAGCUACCCUCAUUCCGUCCUUAUGUGGAAUCUCUUCAAAAUCCCCAGGAAGUCAUCGACAUCCUUACGAACGAUGACUACUUCAAGCGAUCUCUCACGCCAAUGAUAAUGAAGGUGCAUAACUAUUGGUUUACUUUUCACUGCGCACUGCAAAUACUGCAUACACUUGUAUCCGACCUUCCCAAGGCACCGUUGGGACGGCAACUCCGUGAGCUCUAUUGUCAGUGUGUGUCUUGCGACGUUACUGAACAGCCCGAGUUCAAGGAAUGCAUGCAAUUGCUAUCGUUCCUGUCGAAGGAAGAAAUGUUGUUGAAGAUUAAACAGGUGCUGGAUGUGGUGUUACAGUGGGUUGAUCGGAACGAUCAAUUGAACAUUGAAGGUUGCUUGGUGUACGAAGUAGCACCGUUGGAGGCAAUGGCAAACGGUUUGGCGAUACUAUCCGAGGAGCUAGCAGUUGCUAGUCACGAACAAAUCGACGUAGAUACACAGCAGGACAAACAAACUCUACUGUCUAGCCAAAUGGGACGCCAAGAGCUGCGGGAAAAGCUGCUGACGGCGGCGAAACAUGCUAAAAGUGAAUCUGCUGCCACCCGAGCUGUAGGCAAGAUAAUGGAUUAUUUUCUAGGCAAUAUCUUCCAACGACACCUUCACCCACCGACAGGCAAAAAAGUGCCAUUAAUUGAACUGUUUCUGUACAAUGACAGUUCGUUCAUUCGUCGGCACAUCAUUGGUGCUCCUAGGGCCGCAGUUCACACUGCUCUCAACAAUCCCCAAUUUUACACGCAAUGUGAAUGCUGCACUCUCGAUGAAUCCUCCUGCAUUAUCCCAUCCUUGCCAGAUCUUUCAAUCGCAUACAAACUCCACUUGGAGUGUGGUCGGAUGAUAAAUCUGUUCGAUUGGCUGCAAGCAUUCCGUACCGUAAUCGAUGAUGUCAACAGUGACGGUGCAGAACAACAGAUCGAUCCAGUAAUUCAGGCUCGCUUCACUCGAGCAGUUGCGGAACUGCAGUUUCUAGGUUUUAUAAAAACAUCCAAAACCAAAACCGAUCACGUCACAAGACUUACAUGGUGAAAAUGUAGCAUUAGAAUUACAGAUAAUAAGUAUUGUUUUUAAAUACCUGUCGGUGUGCCUAAGUUGGCUAAGAAUCCACUAUUUAUGUUAGGCGUGUUCUCAAAUUUAUCUAUAAAUCUUAAAAUAUUGUAUAAAUCCUUUUCGAAUACAUAAAGUGCACCAAAUCAAAAUCCAUUGGUCUGGGAAAUUUUUAUGGUAAUGGUGAUUAAUUGAUUCACAAAAUAACCUUUCUACAUGAAAUGCUUUGUCUAAAAACUCCUGUAGCAUAACAAUGAAUUCAAUUAUAUACGUUUGAGUCCAUUCAGCUUCAACUGUCCAAACAGUUUUUAAUAUAUCAUUAUUCCGUUCCCAUCGUUUAUCAAGAAAAGUUUUAUUUCCCUAAACUCCUUUACAUUCAAAGUAUGUUGCAAUACAAAAAGUAUUUAAAUUCAUGCUGAAAGUGAAAUAAUGAUUUGUAGCAUGGAUCAUCAUCAAUCGCACAUAGGUUUUAUUUUAUUUUUUUACGUUAGCGUUCGCAUAAACAGCGUUUCACUGUUCAUCUACACAGUCUGUACCCGAGAUAUGCGAUUUUCUAAGUUUGACAGUCAAAUGGAAAACAAAUUGAUUUUUUUGCUAAAAAGUGCUUAAAAGCCAGAAAUAUCAAAAUUAUCGGUACAAGUUCUAUUAAAUCGCCGAAGCGUGGAGCGGCGUUUAUACGGGUACCUUUUAUUCGGCUAUCCGCUUAUUCGUGCUGUUCUGAAAUGACAGUCUAGUACAAAGGGAACAUUUCGUGCUGAGGAGGGUAUUUGAAAUAAUGCUUACCAGAGCCCAUUGUCAUAACAAAAAACGCUAUAAUUCAUGGCACAUUUCAGAUAUUCUCAUCAGAAAACCAUAAAGACAAUAAAAACUGGUUUUACCAAAAUAUAAUAUGAAUGAAAAACAAAUAUCAGGAAUUUGUGAUAAAAUAUACAGACAUCCCCCGAGUUACGACCCCCUCAAGUUACGACGAUUUUGAUUGUGACAUUUAAAAGUUGUCAUUGAGAAGAAAUUGAUGUAUUUUUUGAAUUUCUGUGCUGAUAACCACACAUUUCUACACACAGAUUCCAGAACUACUCUAUCUUGAAUAUCUAUAUCGGGUAAGGGCGGUGGCAACGCUUUUUGCAUGUGAUUUUAUCGGACGGCCAGUCA